ACACCGGCCGGAAGGACCCAGGAAGGAGGUCCCGGCCCCAGCCUCGCGCCGCCGCGCCGGCGGGACCAGGUGCGCGCGCCCCGAGGACCCGCCCCCUGGCGCACGUCCCUCUCCUUCCCUCUGAGAAGCGCGAGGGCCCCCAGCGCGCAGGCGUCAACCCGCCAACUCCGCAGCCAUCGCCCGCCAAAGCGCCUGCGCACCAGCGCUGGGCCGGAGGCGGGGCGAAGGCAGGAGGGAGAGUGGAGCGCGCCCAAAUCCUAGAGAGGCGGGCUGAGGAGGGCUGGGGGAAGGGCUCGUCUUCCGGAAAGUCUGCGUUCCCGGACGACCAGAGGCGCCGCUCACCGACCUCCCGCACAGGAGAAUGGCCAGAGAGAGCCGGCUACCCUGUGUCCCCAUCGGAGAUCUUCAGAGAGGAGCCGGCGCUGCCAUCGGGAUGAGACCAGGACUCGCCGGAGGCCGGCUCCCACCGCCGAGGGCGCCUGGGCGCGUGGGCGCAUGCGUGGUAGGCUCCCUCCACGUGUGGCUGGGCCGCGGCCUCCCCGCGCUCCGAGGCCCCGCCCCGGCCCCGCCCCCGAUCUCAGCAUCCUUCCGGGCGCGGGGAGCCGGCCGGGAGGAGGGCGGGUCCGCCUCGCGGCUGGCCCCGCCUCGGCGGCCUUCCAUUGGACUUGGGUGAGGGCGGCCCCGCCCAUCGCCUUCCCAUUGGGACGCGCGUGCAAGCGGCGCGUCUCAUUGGGCUGUGCGAAUUUGGGCACCAAAUUCAAAGAUUUUAAAAGUACCAGCUGGCGCCUUUUAGGAGAUAAGAGCUCGGUGCGGCUGCAUCCCGCUCCUCGCGUGGUGGCAGGUCGCGCACCUGAGGAGGACCCGGCUGCCACUGCCAUGAGCCGGCGCGCCUGCAGCUGUUCCCCCUCCAGCUCCAGCUCCAGCUCCCGCUCCAGCUCCUGCUGCUGCAGCGCCGUGACAGCUCCCAGGCGCCCUGGCUCCUUGAAUAGUUGCAAAGAAACGUCUGUUCUUUCUAUCAAAAUGAAGUAUGAUUUUAACUAUAACCAUGUUCAUUCUGGAAUUAAGCUGAUAAAACCGGAUGACAGUGGAAGGCUAGGUUCCUACACUUCUGCAUGUUUGGAAAGUUCUAAUAAAGACUGCAUUAAAGACUAUGAAAGGCUAUCAGAUAUCGGGUCACCCAUUGUGAGCCCCAGGAUUGUAGAACUUGAAACUGAGAACAAACCUUUGCAUAACAAGGAAAAUCAACAUGUGCAACCAACACUUAAUAGAUCAAAUGAAAUAGAAGAACUAGAAACCAAUGGACCUUAUGAAGACAGUGGCUAUUUUUCAUUUUCCCAAAAGAGUGUCCUGGAUGAACAGGAAGAGGCUAGCCUUUCCCUGGAAGAAAAUUGCAAUGACAGUCCACAGUCUUGUCUACCUCAGACUCAAAGCCCAGGCCAAUAUCCCAACAAAAACUUGAUGCCAGCUCUUCAUUUUGCAAAAGUUGUUUGUUCAACAUUAAAAAAGAGUGCCAGACGGAAUCAUAAAAUAGAUUGGGAGAAGCUAAAGGAGUAUGAUGUAGGUUUUCGACUACAGAAUAUAAUUGGCAGAAAAAUGGGCCUAGAAUAUGUAGAUAUUCUCAGUGAACUCUUUCGAAGGGGACUCAGACAUCUCUUAGCAAAUAUUUUAACACAGCUCAGCGAUAUGGACUUAAUCAAUGUGUCUAAAGUGAGCAUAACUUGGAAGAAGAUUCUAGAAGAUGAUAAGCGAGCAUUGCAGUUGUACAAUAAAGCAAUACAAAGAGUUACUGAAAAGAACAUUAAGUUUUCAUCACAUGCUUUAACCAGAGAAUAUGGUAUGUUUAGAACUGCAUUAGCUUCUGUUCAAAAAUCAGCAGCCCAGACUCCCCUCAAAAAUGAUGCUCAAGACAAGUUAUCUGAUCCAGCUGAUCAGAAAGGUUCUACUUAUAGUUGGCACAAUGAAUUCUCUGAGGUUGCCAAGACAUUGAAAAAGAAUGAAAGCCUCAAAGCCUGUAUUCGCUGUAAUUCACCUGCAAAAUAUGAUUACUAUUUACAGAGGGCAAUCUGCAACAGAGAAGGCUGUGGGUUUGAUUAUUGUACAAGAUGUCUGUGUAAUUAUCAUACCACCAAAGACUGUUCGAAUGGCAAGCCUCUAAAAGCCAGUUGUAAAAUGGCUCCUCUGCCUGGUACUAAGAAAAGCAAGCAGAAUUUACGACGAUUGUGAUAUCUUAUUAAUAUCUGUUAUAGCUGAUUAUGAAGGUUAGUCAGAAAAUGUUAGGUUUUAAUUUAAAAAAUUAAGAAUAUUGUGAUUUUCAAUUUUAUGUUGAAUUGAGUAUCCGGCAAGGGAUUUCUCUGCCUGCCUUCUAAGUGGAGGAUGCAAACCUCUUAAAAUAUUUUAUAAUUUAAUGUGAAAAAGUUCAAUGUUCUCGGCAUAAGUCAGGAAAUUUAAAUAUUUUAAGAAAAAAAAAUUGUCACCUGAUAUUUGUCUUAGAGAUAAAAUAAAAUUGAUUGAAUGUUUUAAUAAAGAAGCACAUGUAAUUUUACCUACACAAUCUUACCUAAAUUUUGUUUGCCAUCUAUUAGUAUCUGAGACAUUUUAUUUGCCUUACCAAAUUAAUGUCUUUUGAAGUAGCAAGUCUGGACUCUUAAUUUAAAUGUUUUGUCAAUUUCUUUAAUGUCUUUUUCAGUGUGUAUAUUUCCAUGUGUCCUUUGUGAAAUCCUGUUUGCUUUGAUUUGUAAAGUUCGUAUGUUUUAAUAUUUUUGUAAAUAUAUAAAUAUUUCUAUUUUUAUGUGAAGAAAAUAAUUUGUAUAUAUAUGUAAAAAUAAAUUUUGCCCUGUUAUGAAUAAAAUUAUCACAAAUUUAAUAAAUAUUGUGAACUUUUAUUUAUAUGUCUUACCUGGUAGAAGGGCUUUAAUUUUUUUUAGAAUGCAGAUUUGCUGGUCUUUCAGCAUUUGCAUGUCUAAAAACAUUUCAUCUUUUUUAGUAUGGAGAAUUUAUUAUGUGCCAAAUGUCUUUUUCUUCUUUAUCAACUGCCCCCAGUAAGUCCCUGUAAUUCCAUCCCCUAAUACCCCUAGCUUCUGGCAUUCACUAAUCAACUUUCUGUCUAUAGUUACCUAUUCUGAACAUAUUACAUAGGUGAAAGUAUACACUUAACAUACUGUGUUCAAGGGUCAUCCACAUUGUAGCAUGUGUAAGUAUUCCUUUUUGUAACUGAAUGAUAUUCCACUACACAGAUAUGUCACAUUUUUUGGUAGACAUUUGAAUGAUGCUUAUAUGAAAAUCAUACACAAGUUUGUCUGAAUAUGUUUUUUAUUACUUUGGGUUUGCCUAGGAGUGAAUUACCGAAUAGCAUGGCAAUUCUAUGUUUAAUUUUUUUUGAGGAACUGCCAAACUUCACAGCAGCUGCAUUAGUUUAAUACUAGAGGCCCAACUAGCGAGACCGAGAACCCCAGCGCCAGUGGGACUCAGAGUCAAGUCCCUGCCCACCCGCGUGCGCCUCGCCAUGCACGCAGCCUCCUGGUGACCAGUCUGUGGUCAUGACUGCGUGAUGGUGUCAUGGCCAAGGGGUUUUAUAAUGGGUUAUUGUCUAAAAUUGCCCUGGCUAGAACCUCCAUGGUGAAUAGAAAUAAUGAGAGUGGGCCUCGUUGACUUGUUCCUGAACUUGGGACACUCUGCCUGUGCAGCCAUUGUAAAUCGGGUGUUUGGGAGACAGAUAAAUUUCCCCUUUCGUGUACAAGUCCUUAGCUUGGAAGGAACCACACUUGAAUUGUAUUUCAAGAACAUACCUCAAAAACCCCACCUAUACCAGGGUCAGAUUGAAGUGGUGAGAUUCUCGAUUUUGAGCUGAAGCCAUAAUGGAAUGAGGUUUUCAAGAGUUUAGGGAGAGGCUAAGUCUAGUUUUCAUAUGAGAGGGAUGGGAAUUAUGGGAGUUAGAGAGCAGACUGUUAGCCUCUAAAAUGUCUUCCAAUGAUCCCAACCUUGGUGUUCACACCUUUAUGUAAACCCUCGGCUUCCCCCGUGAGGGACACAGGCCCCGCCACCACCCCAGAGUGACAACCAACCAAAUCGCAGCCAACGCUGCCAUGGUGCAAAAGGCGGCCCACAGCCCAGCCCAGUCCAGCCCACAAAUGGUGGCUGUGGCCACUGGGUAAUGACGUCACGUUUUUGUUGACAUUCUGAAGCCAAAAUUGUGGACAGAAUAUGUCUGAAGACCAGCUAUUGCCACAGUGUACCUCUGAAGCCAAAAGAAGCCCCAUCGUCGAAAGAAUGUAUCAGAAGACCAACUAUUAGCACAACAUACCUCUGAGGCUGAAAAAAAGCCACGUUGUCAACAGAAUGUCUGAAGAACAACUAUUGGCACAACGUAUCUCUGAAGCCGAAAGAAAGCCACGUCUGAGUAUGUCUGAAGAACUCACCGACAAGUACUACCAAUACUGGUAGGAACUGCCUUCAUCGUGAAAAUGAGGUAAAUGAGGAUGCAAUUAUCGAACACAGUUGUGGUGGAUACUCAGUGUUGCAGCAAAGGCAAAGUUUGUCCAAAUGAUAAUAAAUUUUCCAGAAUACCCGGCA
Molecule: messenger RNA, 4569 nt
Organism: Myotis daubentonii (Daubenton's bat)
Lineage: Eukaryota; Metazoa; Chordata; Mammalia; Chiroptera; Vespertilionidae
Gene: FBXO5
Product: F-box protein 5
Biological process (GO): regulation of mitotic nuclear division; negative regulation of meiotic nuclear division
Cellular component (GO): nucleus
Molecular function (GO): protein binding
Source: RefSeq, a predicted model, not a curated record